This is a messenger RNA of Diabrotica balteata, 3016 nucleotides long. Lineage: Eukaryota; Metazoa; Arthropoda; Insecta; Coleoptera; Chrysomelidae. The record is from the annotation of a GenBank genome assembly.
AGAAUGGUGUGUCUUUUAAAUUUAUAAAUAAUUCAAAAAAAUGAAAAGAAAAAUUAGUAUAUGUUUUCAAUAUUAAAUCGAUGAUAUAACUCGAAUAUGGAAGGCACCUCUUCUACUGCUGAACUAGAAAUAUUUGAAUCAGAGAAAUGGGUAAUAACAAAAAAUGAAAAUGGGGCUGUUAAAGUAGCUAAUUGUGAGGAAGAGGAAACUCGAAUAUAUGACAAAACAAGAGAAUGGAUAGUUACUGAAGAUGAAAACGAUCCAGAAAAUGAUCCAAAAUAUGAACACACUCCAAUGACAUCUAAGAAUAUUGGAAGAUUUUUUAUCUGUGAUUUAUUUACUGCUGAUAAAGUUGAAAAUGGUUUUGUUUGUAAAGAUAUGACCUUUUCACAAGUACUUCUGUGUGGUAAUGUAGUCCAUAGAUAUGAAUAUUCCCAACAUUACUUUAUAGAUGUUGAUGAUGGAACCAGCGUCAUCAGAUGUAUUAUUUCAGUAAAUACUUUAAAUAAUUUAAAAAAAUUGGAUAGUGAUUUAGAGGCCUGUAAUGAAUGGUUGCUAAGAAAAACAACAAAUAAGAGCUCUUGGGUAAAAGGAGCGCAAAUCACCAUGUCCUCAAUUAAUUAUUUACAGAAAACUGUUCCGGCUUUUAAUGAAAUAGAGUUGGGAGAUACGAUUAAAAUAUUUGGACGUUUAAAAGAAAAUUCUUACGGUAGAAAUGUAUUCAUUCAGAAAAUAUGGAUCGAACAGAACAAUCCCUUAGUUUUUAACAAGUAUUUGGAAGAAAUGAUCAAUGUAUAUGAAAAUCAGUACAGUAUUCGAUUUAACAAUCGUUUGGAUUAAGAAACCAAAUCGAAUUGUGAUAGAAGACAUGUGAUAGUAACAUUAUUGAAUUUUUUAUAUUAUCUAUACUAAUAAGAAAUAUUUUCUUACUAGAAAAUCAAAUUGCGUUUAAUAGGUGAAGAAUGAACGAUCUUUUAGUUCAUCCAGAGAAUAAUUUCAAAGAGUUCUUUUUAUACAUUUUGUUUCCACUGAUUUUUCUAUAAUUUUUAUUCUUUACUUUAUAUAAAGCCACUUUUUUAUAAGACACGAAUCGUUUUAUAAUAAAAUAAUUCUAUUGAAAUAGAGAGGUGAGGCAAGAAUGAUCACUGGAUGUUGUAAUUCCAAAAUUGGCAGUGGUACUGAAGAAGACAAUAUAGGGACUUAUGGUCCCGGCACAAGAAAUAACAGGGAAGAUAGGCUCAUACAAUUUUGUGUAGAGAAUAAAUAACCUUUUAAUAUAACAACGUUUUUAAAUAACAUUCCAGACAGAAAAGUGUAGUUCGAAAUAUAUAAAAUUCAUAAAAAUCCACACUGGUGCAGAUAGUUUAUAGUGAUCACAAUCUAGUUAUUUCAGACUCAAAAUAUUUCUAAAAGUCCAAAGAGAAAAUGUGACAAAAAAUAGACAUUGCGCAUCCAAAAAAAACCAAAGAAGGAAAGAGAAGUCUCAAGGUCGAGAAAUAAAUAGAAACGACUGCGAACCCAGUACGAAAUGAAGACAUUAAAGAAAGGAAGACCGAAGAAGAGAUCGUAUUCACGAAAAUUAUAGGAAGAAAGAAUGUUCGAGGAGGGAAUGUUACGUGUUUGAAAUUUAGCAGUGAUCUUCCGCCAGGAGGCCAAUAACAAAGCAGUUAAUAAGACUGUUUGUUAUUGGCCCGUCAGAGUGACAAUCUGCGACAAUCUGCACCUUAUAUCACCAUAUCGUGGAUUUAAUAUUUAAAAAAAUGGUAAUCUUAAUCUUAAUUAUUGAGGGUGCUUUAACGAUCCAUCAACGCGAGGAAUCCAACAUAAUGUGGUCCAGGCCGACGUGCUUGUGUCUAACAUCAAGUCAUCCAUCUAAUCAAGCCAUCGUCCAUUACUUCUUCGACGGAGGAAGGGUAGAUAGUAAUAAAACAAUAGUUGUCGUAGACAACCAUAACUCAGCAAAGGAGUCUGUCUGCUCGAGACUACAAGCCCGUGAAGAGAAAUGAAAAUGGUGUAGCCUUGGCUACAAACGAGCAGAGCCCCAAAAGGUGUCCUCCAGGGCGUAAAGUUCUAUGCUGUAGGGUGCCUUGACAAGCAGUGGGCACGCUCUGGUUUGAGACUAAAGAGAGCGAUUGUCUGGAGGUGUCGCAUAUUUAUUCUGUUUCGAAAACGAUGGUAUAUGGACACUUUCAGUACAAUCGCCAAUAGAAAUUAUUAACAUUGUCGAGAGCUAACAACCAAAUUCAGAAAAAUGAGUCUUUUCUUAAGGCAACAAGCCCAUGAAGAGUUGAGCCCCAGAAGGGAACCCCCAGGGUAAGGAAAUCCUAUAUUGGGGGAGCCUGGCCAGGCAGAAGUUUCGUGGAGCACUGAAUAUCUCUCAUAUUUGUGUUAAUAUAUCAAUAUAUGGGCACUUUCAAGGUAAUGCGAAGAAAAGCUCAGACGCUUUGGACGACAAAUACUUAGAAAUAUUUUCGGACCUCACCAUGAGCUCACCACAAACCUGUAUAAGAUCAGAACCAAUAUCGAAUUAAAAGCACUCUACAUUGACGCCGAUAUUGUCCAAGAAAUUAAAUCACAUCGACUAAGAUAGGCAGGCCACGUGCACAGACUGCAUAACGAGAGACUUGUAAAACUGGUAUGGGAGGAGAUUUCCACAGGCAAAAGACCACUUGGACGUCUCAGAAUGCGAUGAAGAGAUAACGUCCAAGCAGAUCUCCGGAAAAUGAACAUUCCAUUUGACCGUAGCUUGAUGGAAGACCGAACAAAUUGGAACAAAGUUGUACAGUCAGCCAAAACCCACCCAGGGUUGUAGCGCUACGUGAUGAUGAUGAUUUCUUGUGCGGCUUGAAUCCAGUUAUUGCUUACACGCUUCAGGUCGUCAGUCAAUAAAAUAAACUUAAUUUACAAUUAAAAAAUACACAUUUAUUUUUUCCGAAAACUAUAGGGAUAUACAUUAUAAUAAGUUUUUUCUUAACUGUUUAAUGUUACUAUUAAUUUUUUAUAAUUUUUUCAAUAU